CUGGUCAGUUCUUUGCUAUCAUUGCUCCUUACUAGAUACUAGUAUGUUUGGUGUGAUUCUUCUUGAGAGGUCAGGGAUUUGGGAUUGGGAGAAUCGGAUUAAACAGAUUCUUUGAUGCUUCCAAUGCAGAAUCUGGGCAAUUCGUCCAAGUCUUGGCUCAUGCUGCUUGUCCUUAGUCGCCCCGGAGUGAUGCCAAGCACAGGCAGGGGGUGCUUGCCGAUUUGUUCCGGCUGGUCCUUGCUCCUGGUAACAAGCCUAGGAUGCUGCUUUGGAUGGUUGACCCUGACCCCCAGCACAGAUGGGAUCACAGGCGCCUACCUCGACAUGUGAGACCCGAGCACAAGAGAAGAAUGCUCCAAGAGCGCCGAUUGCUUGGCCAAGACUGGGGACUGGUGUCGAAGCAAAAGAUUUUGACAUCGGAGACGGUUCAGUGCAAGUCAGCAGCUGAAGUCUUGAAGGUGGGUAGAAGGAGCAGAUCUCAGUCUAGAUGAACUAAGUGGCAUCAACUUGCCAUCAUGGAUCGUUGCUGUCAAUAUUUGGAAAGCCCAAAAGUCACGCCUCGGUCCGUGUUUGAUGCACUGUGGGUGACUGCAAAAGUUCGGGGAGCAAAGAAGUUUCUCGGUCUCCUGCCCCCAGCUAUCAAGUCACUUGAUGCGACUGCCGAUGGAAUGAAAUGCCAGGAAGCUGUCAUGUCACUGUGGUCUGUGGCAACGUUCCACACGUACGCACCAAGCGUAAGAGAUCAAGCUUGGAUACUGAGCGAGUGUCAGAUCUUUUGGCCAAACGCAUCCUUGCUCUUCAAGAUGAAACAAACAUCCAGGAGCUCAGCAAUGCUAUGUGGUCUGUAGCCCGGCUACCCGCUUCGAGUUCCAGCCACAGAAUGCAGCUUUUGCCUGCAAUGUUGUCCCGGUGCCGCGACUCUCUGGUGAGCAAAGAUCGUGAGAGAGACAGCCGGUACACAUUGUCAGGGCGGGGUGGUUUUGGAACAAAGCAGCAGAAGAAAGAAUCGCUUGUGCAAGAAAUGCAAGCAUUGUAGAAAUGCAAGUGCACACAGACACACUCUGUCAAAUUUUCUUGUACUCCAGUUUCUUUGGCUGCUCAACUGAUGUGCUUCCUUGCACCCUGGCCAGGAUAGCGCGCAUGGCGUGGUCUUUGUCCCUUCUUGAUUGCAAUGACGCAGUGAUUUUGAACCAGGUGUCCGACAAAUUCUUGCGUGCUGCAGUUUCUUCCCCGCAGGGUGCAUCGUUGCCCUGCUAUAUCGAUGUACUGUGCGCUUUUUCCAAAGCUUGGUGUCAUCGACGAAAAGUUGCUGGCAGUGACAGCAGGCUUACCAUGGACGCUGACUGGUUUGAGAGACUGGGAUGUUUGCGCACUGGCAUGGGCCUAUCAAGUGCUGGAUCCCAGUGAGCAGCACAAGUCCUUCCAGGUCAGGUUGUGUAAAGAAGUUUCACGGCGGAACUUGACACAAGCUCAGGUGGUUCGGAGCCAGCAUGGCUACGAGGAGUGGGAGGCCUGCCAGGCGCCACACGAAGAGGGUGCUCUUUGAGCUCGGUGGCCCCGACAUCUCCAGCUUUGGCAUGGAACUAGUCAGAACAUUUUUCCUUCAGCGGCACAGGCCUGCAAAGUUGGGAGGCCAGCUGGCACCCGCUUCCGAGUGCACGAGAAGUCCGGCCGCACCAAGCGGAGCUUGUGCAGUGUGGUCUUUGAACUUGAAGCAGGUUGCGAUGCACCGAAGGUC
Durusdinium trenchii is the source of this 1738-nucleotide messenger RNA. The record is from the annotation of a GenBank genome assembly. Lineage: Eukaryota; Dinophyceae; Suessiales; Symbiodiniaceae.